UGCGAGUGCGUUGAUUACGGGCACUUAUUGAUAUUGAAAUUUAAUUUUAUAUUCUUAUCAGUGCAUUGGAACGUUAUGUCAGGCAAGCGUCUGCUCGACGCUAUUCAGUUCCUAAACGUCGCCAAGUCCGUCGCGACAAAGCACCUUGCGGUGCGGCAACAACAGCUCGAUAUAUUUACCAGAACGUCAUCUCUUACAAAAGGCAUUAAGAGCCAAACUGAUGGGCUGAUUCUUACAGCCAAAGCAGCUGCGGCGCUUGCUAAGCGCUUCAAUGAUGGUUCUCCAUCUCAAUCUUCCACCACUUCCGCCCGUCCUUCCGAAUCCUCCCCUUCAACGCAGAAAGACCAGGAUAUCGAGCCGAAGAUACCGUCAUCAGUUACCGGUGCAAGUACAAAUAACGGAGGAGGUCAACUGAAAGCCAGUCCACAGCAGGAGGAAUUCUAUCAACCUUCGCGGGAGCCGGCUGCAGAGCCGGCCGGGACGCCGCGGGUGGAAGUGCCAAAAGCGACAAGUGAUACUCAAGUUGGGUUAGACGAAGAUAUCAAUGCGGAUGUAUAUCAACUGUUUGCGAAGGCUUCACCUGAAAGAAAUACUAGCGGACACACUGGGGCAGAUCGACUAAAUGUGAGUGCGCAGCAGGAGGAGACUUACCGGCCUGCGCCGGACCCUGCUGCAGGGCGUGCCAGGGCUCCGGAUAUUGUUUUACCACAAGCAACAAGUACCACGCAGACAAUGACGAAUCAGGGUGUCAAUGCAGACGUAUACCACUCACCCGUGGAUCCCAAGGCCGAGUUGCAACAGCAGGACCUUCCAGAUGAAAUGAUAAGAGAAUUGUUUCACAGCCCAAAAGUGGCUCGAUCUUUAUCUCAGAAAGCAGCAGCUGACUGGAGAUUCCGUUCCAUCUAUGCAAAAGAAAAAGGAGUGAAGCAAGCCGAAGAACAAAUUGUUGAAAAUGUUGAGCCACGUUUAGUUGAGGAUAUCCUUCCUUCGACCUCCAAGGUGGACGCAGAGAUUGUUGCAGAGCUCAAGAAGGACGAAGAUACCUAUAAAAUGGUUGAAUCACGAGUCCCAUCUUCCCGGCUAGGCCGACUCUGGCAGUAUGGUGGCCUAGCAACUUCUAUGGCUUUCGGAGCCGUUGGUGAGAGCUUUCGCAGGGUAACAGGGAGCGCUGAAGCGGCUGCUGGAUCACUUAUGUUUAGUGCCGGGAAUAUGGAGCGUCUUGUAGCUAAGCUAUCUAAAAUGCGUGGCGCUGCUCUAAAGCUAGGUCAAAUGAUCAGCUUUCAAGACUCAAAAAUGCUCCCCGACUCUAUUCAACAAGUUCUCCAAAGAGUGCAGGAUCGCGCAGAUUACAUGCCCGCGUAUCAACGAGAUAAAGUCCUGACAGACAACCUGGGGCCCAACUGGCGUGACCUCUUUUCGUCUUUUGAUGAGGUCCCUAUGGCAGCCGCCUCCAUUGGUCAAGUCCACGGCGCUACCCUCAAAAGUACAGGGCAGGCAGUGGCCGUAAAGAUCCAAUAUCCUGGAGUCGCAGACUCUAUUGACUCAGACCUCAACAAUCUCUCCAUCCUCCUAACAGCGUCGCGCAUCCUCCCCCGCGGGCUUUAUCUCGACAAAACAAUCGCCAAUGCCCGCACAGAACUUGCCUGGGAAUGCGACUACACCCGCGAAGCCGAAUGCGGGAACCGCUUCCGUGAGCUCCUCAAAGAUGACCCGGUUUUCUACGUCCCGCAAAUCAUCCCCGAGGCUUCCGGCAGAAACGUCCUUACAAUGGAGCGCCUCAACGGCAUCGCUGUCACAAAGAUCCAAACCUUCACCCAGGCCCAGCGUGACUGGAUCGGAACCCAGAUCCUGCGCCUGUGUCUCCGCGAAAUCACAGAGUUUAAAUACAUGCAGACAGACCCUAACUGGACAAACUUCCUCUACAACGCCUCCACCAACCGCCUUGAACUUCUCGAUUUCGGUGCCUCACGAGCCUACCCAGACUCCUUCAUUGACAAGUACGUCCAAGUACUCUGUGCGGCGUCCCGUGCAGACAGGGAGACAUGCCACGCUCUCUCCAUCGACCUAGGUUACCUAACAGGCCACGAGUCCAGCGCUAUGAUCGACGCCCAUGUCUCCUCCAUCCUCACCCUCGCUGAACCGUUCAUGGAUUCCUCACCUGACGUCUAUGACUUCCGCGACCAGACGAUUACAGAGCGGGUGCGUGAUUUGAUCCCCGUUAUGAUUCGCGAACGGCUUGCGCCUCCACCGGAAGAGACGUAUAGUUUGCACCGGAAGCUGAGCGGUGCAUUCUUGCUCUGUGCCAGGCUGGGCAGCCGCGUGCGUUGCAAGGAGUUGUUUAGGGAUGCGAUGGAGAAUCUGAAUAACGCCCAGGGGUAGCUACUUGUGGCCUAUCGAUGGCUAUUUCGUAAUUGUGUAUAGUAAUAUCGCCACCCUUGUAUAAUAUGUACUGAUACUGUAAUGA
Messenger RNA from Aspergillus nidulans FGSC A4, 2464 nucleotides. Its product is annotated as protein kinase COQ8. Bases 76 to 2379 code for a protein of 767 amino acids. Gene Ontology annotation, biological process: ubiquinone biosynthetic process. The transcript is spliced from 2 exons. The record is from RefSeq and is a predicted model, not a curated record. Lineage: Eukaryota; Fungi; Ascomycota; Eurotiomycetes; Eurotiales; Aspergillaceae. Gene Ontology annotation, cellular component: mitochondrion.